GUGUUUGACCUUGCUGAGUCGCCGUAGUCAGCAUGGUUUUCCCCUGUCAGUGACUUGCAGAGCACUAGCGGGCUGGCGUGUGUGUGUCUCUCUAACUCCUGGCAUGUCACUGUAUUCAACACUUAGGCUUGUGAGGACCGACCUCAAGGUCCUGCUGACUCAGCCAGCCCAGUCUCUCCACUCCAGCGCCCAGCGCCUGGCUGCUGACAAGACCCUGCUGGUGAAACUGCGCAAGAGCACCGGCUACUCCUUCAUCAACUGCAAGACAGCGCUGGACAAGUUCAGCAACGACGUCAAGGAGGCGGAAAGCUGGCUGCAUGAACAAGCGCAGAAGGAGGGCUGGAGCAAGGCUUCCAAACUGCAGGGCAGGAAGACCAGAGAGGGGCUGAUCGGGCUGCUGCUGGGGGAGCAGACUGCCGUCCUGGUGGAGGUGAACUGUGAGACGGACUUUGUGGCAAGGAAUGUGAAGUUCCAGCAGCUGGUGAAGGAGGCAGCCCUGGCCACGUUGGCACACCAUCAGAAUAAGCAGGGCAGCCCAGCCAGCUACACCAAGAGCAUCCUGGGUGCAGAGCAGCUGUCCCAGCUGAGAUCGGUGUCCGAUGGCUGUCCGCUGUCUGACCAGGUGGCCCUGGCGAUCGGCAGGCUGGGUGAGAACAUGGCGCUGAAGAGGGCAGCACUGGUGGCGGUGUCGCCUGACUGCCAUAUCGGCUCCUACGUCCACGGCGCCCUGCCCGCUGACGACCCCUCCCUUGCGGGCGCCUCCUUCGGGAAGUACGCCGCUCUGGUGGUGUGCCACGGCGGGGCGGGGCCGCUGGCGGAGAUCGGGCGCCGGCUCGGGCAGCACGUGGUGGGCGAGGCCCCCAGCUCCCUGGGCUCCCUGGACGACCAGCCCCGCGGAGACUCGGAGACCAGGCUGCUGGCGCAGUCGUUCCUGCCCGACCCCAGCCGGACAGUGGGUCAGUACAUCCAGGAGAAAGGGGUCAGAGUGCUGGACUUCGUCCGCUUCGAGUGCGGGGAGAGCGUGGAGCCGGAGCAGCAGAACUAGAGGAUCCUGCCCUGCCCAGCGUUGACCAGGUCAGGCUGUACUAACAGCUCCUUCCCCUUCUGAGAUGCAUCACCCACUGCAAGCUGACGUUGCCUUACUGAAGGUAUACCGAACCUCAGUGAUCUAUUCCAAUGAUCCACACUGCGGUGGAUCUCAAUACUGCCGCUGUUCACUGUGUAAUAUUACCUGGGCUGGGGUUUUCCACGCUUGUUAACCCUGUAAUGCCCAUCUGUGUCAUGUGAUCCUCUAUAUUAUUAUUUUUUAAAUCCAGCCAGAAUUUUUCAUAUGCAGUACAGGGGAGCUUCCUAAUAAAAGCUGAAUCUAUUAAGAUUCAUCACAAUUGAGAUCAAAAGGAUUACAUUCCUGUAAUAUUAUAGAUAAAGUAUGUGUUAAAGGUACACCUACUGCUACAGCGUG
Messenger RNA from Polyodon spathula (Mississippi paddlefish), 1462 nucleotides. RefSeq names its product Ts translation elongation factor, mitochondrial (gene tsfm). Gene Ontology annotation, biological process: mitochondrial translational elongation. The transcript has 6 exons. Gene Ontology annotation, cellular component: mitochondrial matrix. Gene Ontology annotation, molecular function: protein binding; translation elongation factor activity. NCBI's taxonomy places the organism in Eukaryota, Metazoa, Chordata, Actinopteri, Acipenseriformes, Polyodontidae. Bases 104 to 1045 code for a protein of 313 amino acids. The record is from RefSeq and is a predicted model, not a curated record.